Molecule: messenger RNA, 909 nt
Organism: Serendipita indica DSM 11827
Lineage: Eukaryota; Fungi; Basidiomycota; Agaricomycetes; Sebacinales; Serendipitaceae
Source: the annotation of a GenBank genome assembly
AUGAGUACUACAAGCGAAAAGGUCGUCCUCGUUCUGGGCCCAUGUGGGGUCGGAAAGUCGCAGCUAAUUAGCCAUGGUGCAAAUCUCGGUGGUCGUGGUGUCGUUCAUUCUCUCGGUGCGGGCACUGAGCGCGUCGAAAUCGUAAGAACGACGCUCAACGGUGAACCCGUUGUAUUCAUCGAUACACCGGGUUUUGAUGAAUCAUUCAUGUCCCCUAUCACCAUCCUUACAGCAGUUUCGGAGACCUUGGACGAAAACAAACUCAAGGUGGACAUGGUGCUAUAUCUCCAUCGCAUCACGGAUAAUCGAAUGGCGGGUUCCAUUCUCAAGAACCUUGGCCUCUUUCAGGGCAUUUGCGGUGGCAUUGCGAUGCAAAAUGUCAUUGUAGUCCUCACUAUGUGUGGAAAGGUCCCCAUUCCCGUCAAAGACGCGCGAUUAGCAGAGCUCAAGCGCGACUAUUGGGCAGAAAUCGCAAAGCAAGGAGCUACAUUUGCUUGCUUCGGGGACUCUAUCUCGUCUGUCCGCGAUAUUGUUCUGGGUGCCCAUGAAGAACCGAAGAACCCUGAGGUGCCACGCACGAGACCCGUCUCCGAACCACCAAGGUUCACUCGACGGCCCCACCGAGAUACAGUUGCAGGAAUUGCGUUGAAUCAGCAACUGGAAUCGCUGAUUCGGGACAAGAAGAAGUACAAAAGAAGAAUGGAUAAAUCCGAUCGCCAUCGGCAUCGCACAAGACGCAACAGCACACGCGCGGAUAUGCGCAGGAUUCCUGCCGUGAGGGACAGGAUUCUACAAGCAGAGAAACGGCGGAUAGAUCAAGGCAUCGAAGAGACGGUGGACAAGCUCAGACAACUCAACGCCCCCCUUUCCCGUGUCGUCAGAAGAUUGUUUGUUAGAAAGAAGAGCUGA